Molecule: messenger RNA, 1167 nt
Organism: Penicillium samsonianum
Lineage: Eukaryota; Fungi; Ascomycota; Eurotiomycetes; Eurotiales; Aspergillaceae
Exons: 1
Coding region: 1-1167 (388 amino acids)
Molecular function (GO): protein binding
Source: RefSeq, a predicted model, not a curated record
AUGAGCUUUUUCAAAAAGCCCGCGUGGGCAAUCAAGAACACGGGGGAAACUAGCACUGAUUUUUAUCGACGCUCAGAACAAACGCUCUCUGAUAUCAUUGCUGCGAACCGUGAAGCACAUCAAAAGCCGAAAUCACCGGAAAUCCCAGAACAUACCAAAGAUACCGAAGAUACCGAAGAUCCCAAACGAGAAAAGCGGCGUCGAAUUUCUAGGGAAAAGGGGAAAGGGCGCGAUGAUAGCAGCCUGGUGCGGAAUGUGACCCCUGGGGUUGAUAGCGAUAAAAUUGUGCUACCAGAGCCACAAGAGCUCUCGGGUUCCUCGCAUGAUUCCUCACCCGAGUCAGUCAAGCCAGUCAAACAACGCGAGACAAUCCAAAGACACAGCUCAGAAAACCGCUUGCCCCAGUCACCGCGGAAAGUCAGUGGUCCGGAACCACUAGGUGCUCUGCCUGUUAAACCAGUGAUUGUCCUGGCGGAUGACUCGGAAACUCGAAGCCCUCGACCUAUUCAACCUCCUCAGCCUGUUGAACCGGCGAAACUCCCAGAGGAUGACCCGGUCGUUCAGAUUAUGAUAUCAUCUGAAAUUGCGAACACGAAACCAUUAAUCGUCCAACGAAAAAUGUCACAGCGGCUAAGGGAUGUGCGGUUGGCAUGGUGCGAGCGACAAAAUUUCGACCCCCAAAUACAGGCAUCGAUUUACCUGACCUGGAAGGGCCGGCGUCUAUUCGAUGUGACAACUUGCAGGAGUCUAGGCAUAAAUACCGGGAAGAACUCUGCGGCGAUCCCUGGCAUUGAUGAUGACUCCUUUGCAGGCCAGAAAGAGCUGCGCAUACAUAUGGAAGCGGUUACUGAUUUACCUCUUCCGGUCAAUCAGCAAAUUACUUCGCCUGAUAAUGAAAAGCCCCCCACAGCGUCGCAAUCCCCAGAAGGUGACCAGGGUGAGCCAAUGAAACUUAUUCUGAGGAGUCUUGGAUACGACGAUUUCAGAAUCAAAGCAAGACAGAAAACCCUGAUCUCGCGACUCAUAUCUGCCUUUCGAGAUAAACAGAAUAUCUCUGCGGACCAUGAUAUAUUUCUCCUGUUUGAUGGGGACAAACUUGACCCUGAUUCAUGUCUUCGCGACUAUGACAUUGACGAUCUAGAUCUGGUGGAUGUCCAGAUCAAAUAA